AUGUCGACUGAUUGCACCAGCACAAAUACCUCCGGAACUCCUGACUCAGAAGGUGCACAGGCUUACAUGCAGGACCUCGACUCUAUAGAUCAAAUUGUACGAACAUGGUUACAACAUCCCAUGUCGAUAUCUCUAUACUCAUGUCUGACAGCUGUUCUGAGCGAAGUUGCAAUUGAGAUCAAAGAAAUCAAGCGUAGAUUGGUCGACCAGCAGGGUCCUAGUGCUCUGGCUUCAAAGAAAACUUUUACGGCCAGUAAAAACAAGACUUUGCGACGGUCUCUCCGCUUUCCCAACAAUGGUCUCGCAUCUAGUUCGAAUACUCGCACUCUCUCUCGGUCGCGCGUAUCAACUCUCAAGGCUUCAUGCAUAGCUAAGAGGAAAAAGUCGCAGAAUCAAUCAAGAGGAACAAAGAACUUGAAGUCUAGCAAAUUUUCCGACAGACCGGAACCUACUACUCCUCCAGCGGUCAAAAACAACAUACAACACACUUUCGCGGAUCCCGACGUAGAAGAUAGUGCCUUGCCUGUACUUUUGGAUGCGGACUCAGUUGAUGGCGCGGCUUUGACUGCUUUUGAAAAUUCAUUGAGCCAAGAUCUUUGCUUUGAUCUUCCUUCUGAUGGAGUGUGUGAUGAUCCUCCUAGCAUUGCAAUCAUUCCGGCAGAAGUCAAGAAGAUACACAGCGCCGCACUUGCUUUAUUACAGGCUCUUGUCCGCGGCUCACCAGUAAGUUUUGAUCCAGAAGAGGUGUUGCCUCAGGCUGUGACGUUCGACAGCCGACAAGAUCAUGGGAUUAGGAUGUGGUGUCAGAGAACUGAUAAUCGAAGACUAUUUUAUGCAAGUGAGCAGACAUCUUGGUACAAGCCAGAUAUCUUCGACUUCGACAUAAUUGACCAAAAUGAGUCGCCUAAAGAUAUACCAAUCCACGAACGCUAUCUCUGGGAUACAUUCAGAAUGUUUCAUAACCCUACCCCAACAUUUGUUGAACGGGGAAUGCAUUACGUGAUGGCUGCUGUGGUAUUGGUUGGAAUGGACUGCAAUAAUCGACUUAUCUUGGAACAGAGUCCAAGUACAAUCUCGAAUCCUCCCCUUGCACAAACCUCACUCAACGCAAUCUCCUGCUGGCAUCAUUACAAAAGAUUAGCUUACAUACGAGAGAAGACUAUACAAGACAACCAAUCAAAUUUGUCUAGUGGUUGCAUCAAAGACUUGGACCGACUCAUUGCGUCGAUAUACUCUCUUGUAGUGGCGUUUGCGAGUAUAUGGGCUUCUGUCACCUUGGACGCCGACAUCGAGGCCUGCAACAAUCUCAUAAGUACAGCCAUUUCUCAGGACAUGGUCAGCAGAUUGACAGUUCAAAAAGGAGAACUCUUGAAGGCGCGAAACGAAGUCGAUAUUGAGCAUUCUAAUCUUCAACCACUUGUCAGUUUUCUCUGCUCAGGUGUAACGGGCCUGAUGAUAUACCCGAAGGACAAAAACGUUUUUUCUACUCUCCGGGCAGUGAAUUUUUUGCUUGUAACUAGUGAACUCAUGAAGCUCAAUCAUUCAUUUUCUGACCCAGUUUGGAGAAGAACACAGUCAUACAUAGUUCAGUUUCUGAAGGAUCUUGUUCUAUCUGCGGGACAAUGGGAGCCGCGUGAAUUAAAUCGCUAUCACUUGGCCAAAGCUCUCUUCCUCGACUUUGCUGGAUUCUGGCUUGCACAAAACAUAAGCAAGAUUCCAAUACCAAAGUCACGAAACUACAAGAUCACUGAUAAAGAGUAUCUCUAG
Molecule: messenger RNA, 1767 nt
Organism: Melampsora larici-populina 98AG31
Lineage: Eukaryota; Fungi; Basidiomycota; Pucciniomycetes; Pucciniales; Melampsoraceae
Exons: 4
Coding region: 1-1767 (588 amino acids)
Source: RefSeq, a predicted model, not a curated record